This is a messenger RNA of Labrus mixtus (cuckoo wrasse), 4894 nucleotides long. RefSeq names its product NLR family CARD domain-containing protein 3-like. Bases 243 to 3419 code for a protein of 1058 amino acids. The transcript is spliced from 7 exons. The record is from RefSeq and is a predicted model, not a curated record. NCBI's taxonomy places the organism in Eukaryota, Metazoa, Chordata, Actinopteri, Labriformes, Labridae. Gene Ontology annotation, molecular function: protein binding.
CACACACACACACACACACACACACACACACACACACACACACACACACACACACACACACACACACACACACACACACUCUCACACACACACUCUCACACACACUCUCACACACACAUCAAGCUAUCUGAUAUGUUUUGGGACUUUGUCCUCGGCUGAUCUUUAAUCCUAACUAUUGACUUUCUCUCGUAUUGUUUCCUGUUUGUCAGGACUCCUGCGGUCUGAGCUCAAAGUCAGCGUUAAUGGUUUUCUCUCACGUUAGUGACCAGUCUAAAGAUCGUCCUCUAAACUUCAGUAAUGAACCAGGACCCUCAGAUCAGAAGAUGAGUGAUCGAGGAGACAAAGAGGAGGACAGAGCAGAGUCUCCUCUGUCCAGCUGUCUCUCUAUGAAGAGUGACCGGUCUAAAGGUUUUCCUCCAAACUUCAGUAAUGAACCAGGACCCUCAGAUCCACAAAUAACAAAGGGGUCUACUUCAUCAGGAGAGUCCUCCUUUCCCCAGUGUGGAGAACGAGGACUGCAGAUAUCCACAGAUAGAGGUCUGCAGGAGGUUACAGAUGAACUGAAGAUCAGUCUGAGGAAGAGAUGUGAACAUGUGACUGAAGGAAGUGAUGAAACAGGAAGUAGAACCCUCCUCAACAGGAUCUACACUGAGCUCUACAUCACAGAGGGACAGAGUGAAGAGGUGAACACCCAACAUGAGGUGAGACAGCUUGAGACAGACUCUAAAAAGAAGACCCUCCAUGAGACUCCAAUCAAGUGUCAGGACAUCUUUAAAGCCUUACCCGACCAACAGAACCAAAAGACAGAAGCUCAACCCGACCAACAGAACCAAAAGACAGAAGCUCAACCCGACCAACAGAACCAAAAGACAGAAGCUCAACCCGACCAACAGAAACAAAAGACAGAAGCUCAACCCGACCAACAGAACCAAAAGACAGAAGCUCAACCCGACCAACAGAAACAAAAGACAGAAGCCUUACCCGACCAACAGAACCAAAAGACAGAAGCUCAACCCGACCAACAGAAACAAAAGACAGAAGCCUUACCCGACCAACAGAACCAAAAGACAGAAGCCUUACCCGACCAACAGAACCAAAAGACAGAAGCUCAACCCGACCAACAGAACCAAAAGACAGAAGCUCAACCCGACCAACAGAACCAAAAGACAGAAGCUCAACCCGACCAACAGAAACAAAAGACAGAAGCUCAACCCGACCAACAGAACCAAAAGACAGAAGCUCAACCCGACCAACAGAAACAAAAGACAGAAGCUCAACCCGACCAACAGAAACAAAAGACAGAAGCUCAACCCGACCAACAGAAACAAAAGACAGAAGCUCAACCCGACCAACAGAAACCCAUCAGAGUGGUUCUGACAAACGGCGUCGCUGGUGUUGGAAAAACCUUCUCAGUGCAGAAGUUCACUCUGGACUGGGCAGAGGGCUCAGAGAACCAAGACCUCAGUCUGGUGAUCCUGCUUUCAUUCAGGGAGCUGAACUUGAUCAGAGAUAAAGAGUACAGUCUUCUUGAGCUGCUCCGUGUUUUCCAUCCAACAUUACAGAAGGUCACAGCAGAGACGCUCGCUGUCUGUAAACUGUUGUUCAUCUUUGACGGCCUGGAUGAAAGCAGACCGUCGUUGGACUUCAAAAACAGGAAGGUUGUGUCUGAUGUCACAAAGAAAUCACCGUUAAACACACUGUUGACAAACCUCAUCAAGGGGAAUCUGCUCCCCUCAGCUCUCAUCUGGAUAACUUCUCGACCUGCAGCAGCCAAUCAGAUCCCUCCUGCAUGUGUUGACAGGGUAACAGAAGUACGAGGCUUCACUGACGCCCAGAAGGAGGAGUACUUCAGGAAGAGGUUCAGUGAUGAUGAAGAUCUGUCCAGCAGAAUCAUCUCACACAUCAAGACAUCCAGGAGCCUCCACAUCAUGUGUCUGAUCCCGGUCUUCUGCUGGAUCACUGCCACAGUUCUGGAUCACAUGAUGAGCAGAGAGCAGAGAGGAGAGCUGCCCAAGACCCUGACUGACAUGUACUCACACUUCCUGCUGGUUCAGACAAAGAGGAAGAAGAACAAGUAUGAUGAGGGACAUGAGCUGAUGGAGGCCGACGGGGAAGUUCUUCUGAAGCUGGGGAAGCUGGCAUUUGAACAUCUGGAGAAAGGAAACAUCAUGUUCUAUAAAAAAGACCUGGAGCGUUGUGGUCUGGAUGUCACAGAGGCCUCUGUGUACUCAGGAGUUUGUACAGAGAUCUUCAAAACAGAGUGUGUGAUCUUCCAGAAAACAGUCUACUGCUUUGUUCAUCUGAGCGUUCAGGAGUUCCUGGCUGCAGUCUACAGGUACCACUGUUUGACAAACAGGAAGAGAGGUGUAGUGAAGGCUUUCCUUAAAUACAUGAACAUCACUUUUCAAACUCCUGAAAGUGAUGACUCAUCCCUGGAUGUCUUCCUGAGGAGUGCCAUGGAGAAAUCCCUGGAAAGUAAAAAUGGUCACCUGGACCUGUUUGUUCGCUUCCUUCAUGGCCUCUCUCUGGAGUCCAACCAGAGACUCUUAGGAGGCCUGCUGGGUCAGAGAGACAACAGUCCAGAAAUGAUCCAGAGAGUCAUCAACAACCUGAAGGAGAUGAACAGUAAAGAUAUCUCUCCUGACAGAAGCAUCAACAUCUUCCACUGUCUGACGGAGAUGAACGACCUCUCAGUCCAUCAGGAGAUCCAAGAGUUCCUGAAGUCAGAGAACAGAUCAGAGGAACUCUCUGAGAUCCACUGCUCUGCUCUGGCCUACAUGCUGCAGAUGUCAGAGGAGGUUCUGGAUGAGUUGAACCUGAAUAAGUACAAGACAUCAAACCAGGGACGACUGAGACUGAUUCCAGCUGUGAGGAACUGCAGGAAGGCAAAGUUUUCAGACUGUGGACUGUCAGAGACUCACUGUGAAGUCGUGGCCUCAGCUCUGAAGUCCAACCCCUCCCAUCUGAGAGAGCUGGACCUGAGCUACAACGAGCUGCAGGAUUCAGGAGUGAAGCUGCUGUGUUCUGGACUGCAGAGUCCAAACUGUAGACUGGAGACUCUGAGAUUGUGGAACUGCAGUUUGUCAGAGAUCAGCUGUUCUUCUCUGGCCUCAGCUCUGAAGUCCAACCCCUCCCAUCUCAGAGAGCUGGACCUGAACUUCAACAAGCUGCAGGAUUCAGGACUGAAGCUGCUGAGUGAUUUUCUGCAGACUCCAAACUGUAGACUGAAGACUCUGAGUUUGUGUGGCUGCAGUUUGUCAGAGAUCAGCUGUUCUUCUCUGGCCUCAGCUCUGAAGUCCAACCCCUCCCAUCUCAGAUAUCUGUACCUGAGAGACAACAAUCUGCAGGAUUCAGGACUGAAGCUGCUGAGUGAUUUUCAGGAGAAUCCAGAUUACAGACUGGAGACUCUGUGGUGGUGAUGAGUCUUUAAAGAGAGGAUCCUGCUGAUCACAGAGCUGGAAGCAGCAGCUGGUGUGUUGGUGAGUCUUUAACUGGGCUGUGUUACUGGGAGACUGACGGACCAAUCACAGCGCAGAUGACUCUCAGUGCUGCAGUCUGAGCUGCUCUGAGAUCAGCUCCACCGUCACACACAGGACCAUGACCUCGGACAUUUUUCUAUUCUCAUAUUCUGAAUUUAAACUGCUUCAUGACUCAACGACCGAAGAUGAACUCUUUGAUUUGGAUAUAAAUGUUUCUGUUGCAGCGCCACCCUGUGGACAUGUGUAGUGGUGCAGGUUAUUCAUUGACUCAUAUUCACAGAUAACAGUAGAAGUUGAUUCCACCUAUGCAAGUUAAAGUGUGAAGUUGUGCUUUUAACCACGAGUCGUUGGUCGUCUGAUAAUAAAUCAGUCGUCUCUUUGUUGGAUCAAAACAAAGAGGAGGCUUCACUGAGUUUUUAAAAGAACUACAAACAGGAUGUCUGGAUCCAGGUGCAGAGUCAGCACCUGAAUAUUUGAUGUAAUAUGAGAUGAUAUAAAAAGAGCUGAAUAACAUGCAGACUCAAUCAUUGAUAUUCAUUCAUCAUGUCAGGGUAACAACGGACACGUUAUCAAACUAUCUUUAUUUUUAACUUCUGAUGUUUAUUACACUUUGAUGUUUGAACCUUCUGUUUUUAUUAUCUCAGGAUUUUAAAUAGAAAUUAAUUCAAUCUGUGGAGGGUUUUAUUUGAAUAAUAAUUCAUGUUUAGGUUCUGUUGCUGCUAUCACUGCUUUCUGCCAGCAGGUGUCACUGUUUCCACAGUUUUCUCCCAGACUGAUCGAUCUGAAGACAUUAUUUCUGUGUCAGGAAACACAAAGAAAGAUAGAUGAUGCCAGCUCUUUUAUUUGUUCUUAUGUUUUUAUAUUUCAUCUUCAAGUUUAAUGUCUCUUUUUGUAAUCACUGCCCCCUAGUGGACAGGAGUGUGGAGCGAUUCAAAGGCAGAAAAAGAAUCUUUGACUGGACUUCUGUAAUGAAGUGAAGUGUGAAGGAAGUUGAGCUUUCUUUGAGUCUCUCUGUAGUUUGUAACUGAAUACUUGGACUCUUCUUCACUUUAGAGGGAACAUGUUCUCCUCCACAUUUCUUCCUCGUCUGAUCUAAUUAACCCCGUGUUUUAAGAUGGGCUGGUGUUUCUGCUCUUGGUGUAAACCCAGACACAGUGAUCUUUCUGUCAUGUUGUUCAUGUGUGUUACUCUUGAUAAUUCACUCAAAUAAUGUCUUUAUAUUCUACAAGUGAUUUACUUUUUAAAUAACUGACACCAUGUCAACACAAAGUUUCACUGCUUCCAAUCCGCCUCUUAUACGACGGCCAUGUUGCAUUAAAUAACAUCAACCACUUCUGUUUAUUAAAUAUCACAGUGGGGAUUUUAUUAAGGCUGUACAUUAAUCUUCUUUGAAAUUAAACUUCAUUUGACUCAAA